AACAUUUAUGUAGGCCGCAGUAUUGUGAUCUAUUUGCCCAUGGGCGAGGUUGAUGGGUUUUAUUUAACAAAUUAUGUGAUUCAGUAGCAUACUGAAAGGGUCCUGGAAACGCCUGCGCUUAUGCAUCUCUGACGGUUGUUUCAUUGGGGUGGAGCUAGAGACCAUUGACACGUAAGAAUCCUGCUUUAAUUUUAUGGAAGAGGCUACGUAGGCCUACAUCUUUUUAGUAGCGAAGGAUGGUAUUUUUUUAUAUAGCCAGCUACUAAUAUUUUGUAUUUGGUUUGAUGUACAUAAUUAUCCAACGCGACUAAAUUAGGCUGUAGAAAGGGCCUACAUAGUCAACGUUGAGAAUGAGAUUCUCAAUGUUUAUUUCUCUGCUGAGGCCGAUCGGGCCGGUUAUUAUCGGUAUUUCUUUGGGCUUUACCUUAAGUUUACUUAGUGUGAAUUGGGUGGAGGAAUCUUGUUUCCUCAACGGGAAAGCGAGUGAAGAAAUAAGUUUGUCCCAAGAUGGGAAUUCAAAAGGAGCAAGGAGACCCAAUUCGAUAUCGACGGUCAAAGAUGUGGACGCCGAGGAAGAUUUUGAGCCAAGAAUAGUGCCAUAUAAACCAGUCCAACAAAGCAAACCAAAUCAUUUUUUUCGGGCUAAGUACAUCAGUACAGAGCUGGGGAUCCGGGAGCCCCUCUUCGUCGGGAUCCUGACGUCCAAAAGCACCAUCAACACAUUGGGAGUGGCCGUGAACCGCACCCUCAGCCACCACCUGGACACUGUCGUCUUCUUCACCGGCAUGCGCAACCGCAAAGUGCCCCACGGCAUGUUCGUGGUCACCCAUGGGGACGAGAGGCUCAUAUGGAACAUGUUCCAGACCAUCAAGUACAUCUUGGAGCACUAUGUCCAUGAGUAUGACUGGUUCUAUCUGGCCCAGGACGACACCUACACCGAGGCAGACCGGAUCAAACAGCUGGUGGCUCACCUGAGCAUGGACCGGGAGCUUUACAUAGGCAGCCCUGAGGAGUUUAUAGGUGGGGAGAUGGAGGGGAGGUACUGCUACGGUGGGUUCGGAUACAUUCUCUCCCGUACCCUGUUGCUCCGGCUCAAACCCUUCCUGGAGAACUGUAGGAAUGACAUCCUGAGCGCCAGGCCUGACGAGUGGCUGGGCAGAUGCAUCAUUGAUUAUGCCAACACCAACUGUGUGGAUGAGCAUGAGGGGCUGCAGUACUACCAUUACGAAAUGGGCAAGAACUCCGAUCCGAGUAAGGAGGACAAUAUGCAGUUUAAAAAUGCCUUGACUGUCCACCCGGUGUCUGACCCUGAGCAGAUGUAUAGACUACACAAGCACUUCACUGAGAUCGAACUGCAGAGGACAUACGAUGAGAUUGAGAAGCUGCAGACGGAGAUAAAGAAUGUGAGUGAAGUGGCUUAUGAUGGCAACCGGAGCGCCCAGUGGCCCAUUGGGAUCAAUCCUCCCUUUGAGCCCAAGUCCCGCUUCGAGGUCCUUCGAUGGGACUACUUCACGGAGGAACAGGUGUAUUCGUGCAUCGACGGCUUCCCCAAGUGUGAACUGCGCGGUAUUGAUCGUUUGGACGUGGCCGACGUCAUCGAGAUAGCCAUGGGGGAGCUGAACAAGAAGUACAAGCCUGUCCUCCACUUGAAGAAGCAGCAGCUGAUCAAUGGCUACCGGCGCUUCGACCCCACUCGGGGCAUGGAGUACACCCUGGACCUGCAGCUGGAGGUAGUCAACCAGAAAGGUCACAGUAGCUCCAUCACCAAGAGGGUCCACCUGGUGCGUCCCCUGAGUCGCAUCGAGAUCAUCCCCAUGCCUUAUGUCACAGAGGCCACCAGAGUUCACAUCAUCUUACCGCUGAACGUUCAGGAUCGAGAUUACGUCAACCAUUUUCUUGAAGUGUUGGCCGCAAAUUCGUUUGAGACCAGUGAAAACGCCAUCUUGACUUUCCUGUUCAUCUACGACCCAUUCGAGGCCCAGCAGGUCAACCAGAAUGACAUCUUCGCCAGUGUUAAAACCCAGAUCAAUGCCUACGAGCGCAAGUAUCCAACAGUGAAGAUCCCGUGGAUAAGUGUCAAGACCGAAACCCCCUCUCAAAUCAAAUUCAUGGACAUCAUCUCGAAGAAGCACCCAGUAGACACUCUGUUCUUCAUCACUAACGUCAACACCAACGUCAACUCAGAGUUCCUCAACCGUUGCCGCAUGAACUCCAUCAACAACUGGCAGGUGUUCUUCCCAAUCCACUUCCAGGACUACAACCCAGACAUUGCCUUCCAUAACCAGGAGCCCCCACCCGCAGUAGACCUGGUCAAGGACGCCGGACACUUUGACCGCAGUUCGUUCGAGGAGGCGUGCUUCUACAACACUGACUACAUGGCAACGCGCACACGCAUGGCCUCCGACAUGCAGGAGAACGAGGAGAUCCUGGAAACCUUGGAUAUCUACGAUAUGUUUGUCAGGUACUCAACCCUGCAUGUGUUCAGGGCUGUGGAGCCAGCCUUGCACCAGAAGUACCACUACCAGGCCUGUAACCCUCGGCUCAGUGAGGACAUCUACCACAGGUGUGUCCAGAGCAACCUGGAUGGCCUGGGAGCCCGUUCCCAGCUCGCCAUGCUGUUAUUUGAACAAGAGCAAGGAAAUAGCACUUGAUCACACCUCGCUUAGAAACUUCUCCUUGAAUGUGUGUGUGAUUGGGUGUAUGUGAAUGUGUGUGUGCAUGUUUGCGUGCAUGUCUGUUUUAAAACUAGUGCAGUACAUUCCUAUAUAAUUUUUUUUUUUUACUGAAUACAAAAAACCAUGCUGGAACCAAAUGGGGUGGUUUUGAACAUUGAAAGUAUUUUAAACCUUUGAUUUGGUGGUCAUGCAGGGAUGCCUAUAUCAAUAUUUUUUUAAUAUAUUAGAAAAGUUCUACAUACAUUUGAUGUUGCUCUCAAGGGUAUGGCUUUUAACCUGCACAGCUUUUGAUACUUGGUCCUUUGCAGUUUAGUAAUCACUACUAAAGCACAUCUCAAUAUGUGUGCCUUUUAAUGUCUGUCGGUCCUCUUGUAUUUUCAUGUCCCUUGUCACAUCAAGCAAAAUAAGUAGAUUUACAUGUACACAUUUAUCAAUAUUUGAGGCCUCAUAUUUCCACACUACACAAUUCAUAUUUUAAUGUGUAAGCUGGCAUCUGAAAUAUAGAUUCACUCUACUCAAAGAAGUUAAACGGAAGGAAGCUUUAUGGCACUGACGUAAUCAGAUGCACCGUGAGAUUACUGUUCGGUUAAGAGGAUUGGACAUUAUGUGUCGGUACUGUAGGUCCCCGUAGGUGAGGUAGAAAACUACCCCUCUAGGGGUCUCUUUAGGAGGUUGCAGCAUUACACAUUCUUUAAAAAAAUCAAAUAAAAAGCAUAUGAUUGUCUGUUAUUUAGAAUAGGAAAUCAUGUCAUCUUUAUCUGUUACAUUUCUAUCUGCAACACUCUAAACAUUUCACCCCUCUGAAUACACAGUUAGAUACUGUAUGUUUCUCUGACCAUAUUGCUGGAGAGUCCUUGAAAAUAACUGAGGCCAACUUUGUGACUGGACUAGUUGACAUAAGUUGCUGGUUUCAGUAUGUACCACACUAAAAUGUCAUCUCAAUAUAUUAAAGUAGCAAUUUGAAAGCAGUUGCAUUUUAAGAAUGUCGUUAUUGAGGGCAAUCAGGAUUGUGGUUUGUAAUGUAUACGUUGGUAGUCAACGUUGUAACAUGAAUGCUAUUACAUUUCUAUUACAUUUCUAUUGCAUCGGAAUAUACCUGAAGAUAUACAGUUGAAGUCGGAAGUUUACAUACACCUUAGCAUUUCAACUCAGUUUUUCACAAUUCCUGAAAUGUAAUCAUAGUAAAAAUUCCCUGUCUUAGGUCAGUUAAGAUCACCACUUUAUUUUAAGAAUGUGAAAUGUCAGAAUAAUAGUAGUGAUUUUUUUUCAGCUUUUAUUUCUGUCAUCACAUUCCCAGUGGGUCAGAAGUUUACAUACACUCAAUUAGUAUUUGGUAGCGUGGCCUCUAAAUUGUUUAACUUGAGUCAAACUUUUUGGGUAGCCUUCCACAAGCUUCCCACAAUAAAUUGUGUAAAUUUUGCCCUAUUCCUCCUUACAGAGCUGGUGUAACUGAGUCAGGUUUAUAGGCCUCCUUGACUUGUGUCAUGCACAAAGUACAUGUCCUAACAAACUUGCCAAAACUAUAGUUUGUUAAGACAUUUGUGGAGUGGUUGUAAAACAAGUUUUAAUGACUCCAACCUGAGUGCAUGUAAACUUCCGACUUCAACUGUACAUAGUUUGAAAUCCCAUUGAUAUUGACAUUUCCCUGCAACAUUUCUGCCAAGUUAUAAUAAUAAUAAUCAGAAUUAUUAUUAUAAUUGUUGUAUAUAUACAUUUCCAUGGUACCACAUUGUAGCCCUCAAUAUGUAAUAGUUUGGCAUCAAGCAAAUAGCUGUACACUGCAAUUUCCACUCAGUAUUGUGCAAACAGAGGCCUUUUGAGUGGGUGCAGCAGGUACCAGUAACCUGAGAAGUAAAAUAUGUGCAAUACUGUAUAUGUAUAUAUGAACAAAUUCUAACGGUCCAUUCAAGGACAGGGAUUUUAUUUGUUUGACAUGUGUUGCAAAUUGAGAAUAUGUUCUAAAGUUAUAUUUAUAAAGCUUAUACCAAGCCAAUAUCCUUUGUAACACUGAAUGUGACAUGGCCUACAUUGAAAAUAGACAGUGAAAUGACGUUGCAACGAGCAGCAGCGCAGAUGUUGCGAUGAGACGCAAGACUUUGUUCUCAUACAGUCACACACCGUAUCUGCGCGUGUGUAUGGGUUCGUACGGGACCGAAACUGCUGAGAAGUUUAGCCUCGCGCUACAACGCUCUUAUUUGUUGCGGAAGUUGACCCACUAUGUUGUUGACUUUGUGCAUCUAUGUCCUUUCGCUGAGUCUAUAGUACCUUUUUUAAGACUUUACUGACAUUACUGUUUUGUGUAUAAAUGAAUACACUACAUUUUUAAAGAUUUGAUUUGUAUUGUAUUAUACUGAAAGAAACACUAUGGACACUGAAUCUAUCAUGAAAUGAAUACAUACUAAAAAGAAACAACCAAAUGCCCUUGUAAAUCUAGAUUUUACAUGUACAGUGCCUUCAGAAAGUAUUCACACCCUUUUACUUGUGUGUAACUGAUCUACACACAAUAUCACAUAAUGUCAAUGUGGAAUUUGGUUUGUAGAACAUUUUAGAAAGGAAUAAGAAAAAUGAAAAGUCAAUAAGUAUUCAACCCCUGUAUUCAACCCCCAAGCAUAGAUAAGUUCAGGAGUAAAAAUGUGCUUAACGAAUCACAUAAGUUGCAUGGACUCAUUCUGUGUGCAAUAAUAGUGUUUAACAUAAUUUUUGAAUGCUACCUCAUCUCUGUACCCCACACAUACAAUGAAUUAUAUGUAACUUCCCUCAGUCCCACAGAUUCAACCACAAAGAUGUGGGAGGUUUUCCAAUGCCUCGCUAAUUACACUUUGGAUGGUGUAUCAAUACACUCGAAAGAUACAGCCGUCCUUCCUAACUCAGUUGCUGGAGAGGAAGGAAACUGCUAAGGGAUUUCACCAUGAAGCCAAUGGUGACUUUAAAAUGGCUGUGAUAGGAAAAACUAAGGAUGGAUCAACAAUGUAGUUACUCCCCAAUACUAGCCUAAUUGAGUGAAAGGAAACCUGUACAGAAAAAAAACUAUUUAAAAAAAAAAAGCCAUCCUGUUUGUAAUAAGGCACUAAAGUAAUACUGCAAAAAAUGUGGCAAAGCAAUUCACUUUUUGUCCUGAAUACAAAGUGUCAUGUUUGGGGCAAAUCCAAUAAAGCACAUUAUUGAGUACCACCAUCCAUAUUUUCAAGCAUAGUGUUGGCCGCAUCAUGUUAUGGGUGUGCUUGUAAUUGUUAAGGUGUUUCUGGAUAAAAAAGAAACAGAAUGGAGCUAAGUACAGGCAAAAUCCUAGAGCAAAACCUGGUUCAGUCUGCUUUCCACCAGACACUGGGAGAUUAAUUCACCUUUCAGCAGGACAAUAACCUAAAACACAAGGCCACAUUUACGCUGGAGUUGCUUACCAAGAAGACAGGGAAUGUUCCUUAGUUGCCGAGUUAGUUUAUUUACUUAGACAACCAAAAAAAGUAGAUUUAACAAUGAAAAUUGUUGUCUAGCGAUGAACAACAACCAAUUUGACAGAGCUUGAAGAAUAUUGAAAAGAAUAAUGGAAAAAUGUUUCAAAAUCCAGGUGUGGAAAGCUCUUAGAGACUUAUCCAGAAAGACUCACAGCUGUAAUCACUGCCAAAGGUGCUUCUACAAAGUAUUGACUCGGGGGUGUGAAUACUUAUGUAAUUGAGAUAUUUCUGUAUUUAAUUUCAAAUAAAUUAUUACAUUUUGAAUUCAGUCUAACACAAGAAAAUGUGGAAUAAUUUUAGGGGUAUGAAUACUUUCUGAAAGCACUGUAUAUGAUUUUCCAAGAGGUUUUGCUAGAGACCAUUUGAAAUUACAAUACAUUAUGCAAAUUCAGAAUGAUGAAGCUCAAAUAGAGAUUUCCAUUGUUUCCCUUGUAUCUGAUGUGUGUAAAUAUAAUAUGUAAGGGAUAAUCCACGAGGGGCUAUGCGUUCUAUGUGGAAGGUGUGACCUUCCACGGAGUUGCAUUAUUUUCCAGAGAAUGCAUAGAGCCCCGAGUUGAUUAUCCCUUUUAUACCAUGGCUAUAAUUUAACAUAUUUGCCACUAGAAAUGUGUUAAUUUGCCUGUAGAAAUGUGUUCAACAUCCACUGAAGUAGCUAGCGAGUUUACUAGAUGGCUAGUUGCCAUGGUCACCAAAAAGACUUGCUAGUUUAGCUAACCAAACCAAUCAGUCCUAGCUUGUUAUUAUGAAAAUCGAAUUCAACAAUACCAAUACUGUUUUCAAUUUGACUUUUGCUUUCAAAAGCAACUAAAAAAACAUGUAAAAAUGAGCUAUUGCCAUUGAAUUCUACUGCGCAUGUGUUAUUUAAGCAAUAAGUCACGAGGGGGUGUGGUAUAUGGCCAAUAUACCAUGACUUGUGGAGUGCUUGGAUACAGCCCUUAGCUGUGGUAUAUUGGCCAUAUACCACAAACACCCGAGGUGCCUUAUUGCUAUUAUAAACUGGUUACAAACGUCAUUAAAAAAACAUUUUUGUCAUACCCAUGAUCUACCACGGCUGCCAGCCAAUCUGCAUUUAGGGCUCGAACCACCCAUUUUAAAAAGGCAAAUAAUGCCCACUCUAGGAUGCUCUUUGAGCCAAUCUGGAAGGACUAUUAAACAAUUCCAUGGUAUGUCAUCUAAUUGUUAUGACAAAUCUUCAGUUAGUAGCUUUGUUUAGGUGAGGCGAUGGCGUAAUCGACAUUUCCUGCUUUGCAUUUUACACUGUUGACUAUUCUCUGUUUACUACCAGUGUAAAUAUUGGAUUCAGUCGUUUUGAAGUGUCCAGUGUAUGUUUCUAAUGGUAGUGUUAACCUAGCUCAUUAUUAAUCUAAUUGAGAAACAGUGACCACUUGGGAAUUCAAUCCAUAUCAUCCCCAUAAAGAAGCUGACCAAAGUCUGUCCAGACCUAUAUUAAAAAGGUCCUGUGUACAGCACAAGCUGUAAAUUGUUCCACCCCCCCGCCCGUCUAUAGGACAUCCGUUACAAAACAAAUAACCGCAGAACACUUCCAACCUACAAAUGGAAAAUGAAAUAAUUAUUGGUAAAUCUUCUGUUACAAACAUGUUCCAUGUCAUAUUACUGAGUACAUCACUAUUGUGUAGAUACAAGACUCAAUGGUGUACUGAAAUCCUCAAUGAACUGUGAAUUAUUGUAAUGAUGGAAUAAACAACUAAUGUGUGAA
Molecule: messenger RNA, 7844 nt
Organism: Oncorhynchus nerka (sockeye salmon)
Lineage: Eukaryota; Metazoa; Chordata; Actinopteri; Salmoniformes; Salmonidae
Product: chondroitin sulfate synthase 2-like
Exons: 4
Coding region: 351-2651 (766 amino acids)
Cellular component (GO): Golgi cisterna membrane
Molecular function (GO): glucuronosyl-N-acetylgalactosaminyl-proteoglycan 4-beta-N-acetylgalactosaminyltransferase activity
Source: RefSeq, a predicted model, not a curated record